Messenger RNA from Xyrauchen texanus (razorback sucker), 349 nucleotides. It is a transcript of the gene mocs2, whose product is annotated as molybdopterin synthase sulfur carrier subunit. Lineage: Eukaryota; Metazoa; Chordata; Actinopteri; Cypriniformes; Catostomidae. Gene Ontology annotation, cellular component: cytosol. The transcript is spliced from 3 exons. The coding region runs from base 78 to 338 and encodes 86 amino acids. Gene Ontology annotation, biological process: Mo-molybdopterin cofactor biosynthetic process. The record is from RefSeq and is a predicted model, not a curated record.
GCGGCUCCCAGGAAGACAAACCGAAGUCACGCUGCAACUGUAUCAAGUCUACAUGUGGUCAAAGAUAAGAUACAUACAUGAAUACCGAGGUGUCGGUUCUUUACUUUGCAAAAAGUGCCGAAUUAACGGGGCUUAAAUCGGAGAAUAUAACUAUUCCGUCAAAUACAACCUCUCUACAACUGUGGCAGGACUUGGAGAAAAGACACCCAAGACUCUCUGUGUUACGGGAUCAAGUGGUGCUGGCAGUGCGUCAGGAGUACGUGCCUCUUGGUAAACAGCCCUUGACCCUCAGACAGGGGGACGAGGUGGCAGUUAUACCACCCCUUAGUGGAGGGUAGAGGAAUUAUUG